AUGUUACUAAACUAUAAACAUUUUCUAUCAAAGAUUGGAGUUAAGUAUCCAAUUAUUCAAGCACCAAUGGCUGGUGUAAGUACUCCAAAGAUGGCUGCAAAUGUCGCAAUGCAUGGUGGUAUUGGUUCAUUGCCGGUUUCUGGAAUAAAUUUCACCCAGGAAGAAGCAAUCAGUAAAUUAGAAACAUUAUUAAAUACAUGCCAAACCGUUUAUGCUUCAAACAAUUUAAAUAUUAAUUUCUUUUGUCACAAAAAGGUAUCUAAACCUACAACUGCCGAAAUUGAAAAUUGGCUUCAAUUGUACUCUAAAAUUCCAGGAAUUGGUAAUAAUAAUUUAUUGAGCACUCAGAUUAAUUUUAUGGAUGACAUAAAUGUUUCCUUCAUGGAAUUGGAAUCAUCGCCCCAAAAAUUAGAAAAAUUAAUGACUUUUUUAAAAAAUAAGUAUACCCCUAAAUUUGUUAGCUUCCACUUUGGUGCACCCGGGAAGAGCACUAUAAAAAAGUUUCAAGAUAUUGGGAUAUUAGUGCUUGUUACAGCAACCUCUCUUCAAGAGGCAAUUGAAUUAAUAAGUUUGAACGUUGAUGGAAUAAUUUGUCAGGGUUAUGAAGCUGGUGGACAUCGUGGUAACUUUGAUCCAUCCGUUCUAGAUGAGAAUUUGCCCACUUACAUUUUGUUUGAUCAGAUUAAAAAGUAUUUGAAUACUAUAAACGAACCCAAAUUUUUAAUUGCUGCUGGUGGCAUUAUUAGUUCCAAAGAUGCCAGGUAUUAUAUAGAUAACGGUGCUUCAGCAGUCCAGAUGGGAACAGCAUUUUUAUUCACAUCAGAUUGCACAGUGAAUUAUGACAACUGUAAAUAUACCACUGUAAUGACCCCAUUGGUUUCUGGGAAACCUGCAAGAGCCAUGUUAACGCCUUUCAUUGAAAAUUUAUUACUAAAUUACGAGCAUGAAAAGCUUCCCCCAUAUAGUUACAUGUAUGCAGCAUUUAAGCAACUGCGUGCACUAUAUCCCGAUAAAAUUAAUUUUAAUUUAGUUGGUAGUAACUACAAAAAUUGUUUACAAUGGAUUGGAAAGAGUUCUGGGGAUUUAAUAGAAAUUGUAGGAAAAAAUGUAAUUUAG
Molecule: messenger RNA, 1116 nt
Organism: Saccharomycodes ludwigii
Lineage: Eukaryota; Fungi; Ascomycota; Saccharomycetes; Saccharomycodales; Saccharomycodaceae
Product: putative nitronate monooxygenase
Exons: 1
Coding region: 1-1116 (371 amino acids)
Biological process (GO): 'de novo' pyrimidine nucleobase biosynthetic process
Molecular function (GO): oxidoreductase activity, acting on the CH-CH group of donors; nitronate monooxygenase activity
Source: RefSeq, a predicted model, not a curated record